GGGGGCCCGGGGCAGAGACCCACCCCGCGCUCCCUCACAGGGCGGGCUUCCCUCCGCCCGGCGCCCGGAUCUGCCCCUGCGCUCUCGGGGAGCAUGGAUUUGGCCAAGUGAAGCCGCCGGAGGCAGCAGGGACUCCUCGGACAAGAGGGCAGGGACCCGCUGGAGGGCCCGGGGGCAGCUGAACGGAGGAAUUUUUUUUAAAAUCGCUUUUUGUGUGUUUGUGUGUGGGGGGUGGGGGGGAGUUAAUUCCUUCUCCCUCCAUCCUCUUGGACAGUUUUUCCUCCCCCCACCCCUUCCGGCUUUUUUCCUCUUGUGGGGGUGACUUUUUUAAUUCCUCGCAUUUAAAAAAAAAAACCCCAACAACCCUUGUUUUUAACGGCAUCCAGCAAAAAAGCUGCCAUGGAUUUUACUGGCGGCUCUGGGGGGGCCGGCGAUCUCCGACAGAUCGAGGAGAGCAAGCCACUGCUGGGUGAAAUGUCUGCUACGGAGGGGAGUAAAAUGGGUGCUGCUCGUUGCAGGCGACCCCUUCUGCACUGCAACGGCAUGAGGUAUAAACUGCUGCAAGAGGGGGACAUCCAGGUUUGUGUCAUCAGACACCCCCGGACAUUUCUUAGCAAGAUCCUCUCCUCCAAAUUUUUGAGGAGGUGGGAGCCUCAUCACUUAACCCUGGCAGAUAACAGCUUAGUCUCAGCUACACCAACUGGGUAUAUGGAAAACUCCAUUUCCUACAGUGCUAUUGAAGAUGUUCAGCUGCUCUCCUGGGAGAAUGCCCCUAAGUACUGUUUACAGCUCACAAUCCCUGGCGGUACUGUCUUACUGCAGGCUGCAAACAGUUAUCUGAGGGAUCAGUGGUUUCAUUCUUUGCAGUGGAAGAAAAAGAUUUACAAGUACAAGAAGGUGCUUAGUAACCCAAGCCGCUGGGAGGUUGUUUUGAAGGAGAUUAGGACGCUGGUGGACAUGGCGCUAACCUCUCCACUACAAGAUGAUUCCAUCCAUCAAGCACCACUGGAGAUUGUCUCAAAACUGCUCUCAGAGAAUACCAACUUAACCACUCAAGACCACGAGAGCAUUAUUGUGGCAAUUGCACCUUUGCUGGAAAACAAUCACCCACCGCCUGACCUCUGUGAAUUCUUCUGCAAGCACUGCAGAGAACGCCCUCGGUCCAUGGUUGUCAUAGAAGUGUUUACACCAGUGGUACAGAGAAUCCUCAAACACAACAUGGAUUUUGGGAAGUGCCCUCGGUUGAGGCUGUUUACUCAGGAGUAUAUUCUGGCUUUGAACGAACUGAAUGCUGGCAUGGAGGUGGUAAAGAAGUUCAUUCAUAGCAUGCAUGGUCCCACUGGACAAUGCCCCCAUCCUAGGGUCCUUCCGAAUCUUGUAGCUGUCUGCUUAGCAGCCAUUUAUUCUUGUUAUGAGGAAUUUAUCAACAGUCGAGACAAUUCUCCAAGUCUGAAGGAAAUUCGUAAUGGCUGCCAGCAGCAAUGUGACCGAAAGCCUAACUUACCCCUCCGACUUCUCCACACGAGUCCUGACCUGGUCUCUCAAGAGGCCAGCAUGACCGAAUCUCGCCUCAAAUCGGUCAUUGUCACUUCAAAUGAGAUCCAUGUGGAAGUGGAACGUAACAACACAGCCAACCAGAAGAUGACAGCGAACGUUGGCAACGAUAGUGAGCCCAACCUGAUUGACUGCCUGAUGGUCAGCCCCACCUGUAGCACCAUGAGCAUCGAGCUGAGCACCCAAGCAGACAGGAUCCUUGGCUGCUAUGUGGAAAUACUCAAAAUGCUGUCGGACUAUGAUGACUGGAGACCAGCUCUGGCCAGCUUGCUUCAACCUAUCCCAUUUCCCAAGGAGGCUCUUGCACAUGAGAAGUUCACAAAGGAGCUGAAAUAUGUGAUUCAAAGAUUUGCAGAAGACCCAAGACAAGAAGUGAGUCUCUUUUUCCAGUUAAGCAGAGUAAUCAUCAAAGGGAUUGUCCAUUCGUGUUUGCUGAGUGUACGGGCUGGCAAAGAUGGCUGGUUCCAGCUAUACAGCCCUGGGGGAGUGGCCUGUGAUGAUGAUGGAGAACUAUUUGCCAGUAUGGUACGUGUCUGCAAUAACGUUCAUAUUUUGAUGGGGUCUUGUUAUAAAACAAAAAAAUUCCUGCUUUCGCUGGCUGAAAACAAACUUGGACCCUGCAUGUUACUGGCUCUGAGGGGUAACCAGACCAUGGUGGAGAUUCUGUGUUUGAUGCUGGAAUAUAACAUCAUCGACAACAAUGACACGCAGCUCCAAAUCAUCUCUACUCUGGAAAGCACAGACGUGGGAAAGAGAAUGUAUGAACAGCUGUGUGACAGGCAGAGGGAAUUAAAAGAACUGCAAAGGAAAGGCGGUCCAACGCGAUUAACACUGCCAUCCAAAUCCACAGAUGCAGACUUGGCCCGGUUAUUAAGCUCAGGAUCCUUUGGAAACCUGGAAAACCUCAGCCUGGCCUUUACCAAUGUAACGAGUGCCUGUGCUGAGCACCUCAUCAAACUGCCUUCGCUCAAGCAGCUGAACCUGUGGUCAACUCAGUUUGGAGAUGCAGGUUUGCGGCUUCUGUCUGAACAUCUCACCAUGCUGCAAGUGCUCAACUUAUGCGAGACUCCCGUCACAGAUGCUGGGCUGCUGGCACUGAGCUCCAUGAAAAGCCUGUGUAGCCUAAAUAUGAACAGCACCAAACUCUCAGCCGACACCUAUGAAGAUCUCAAGGCUAAAUUGCCCAACCUGAAAGAAGUGGAUGUCCGCUACACUGAAGCAUGGUGAACUCUCUUUGCCUUUAGCUUCUGACAAAAAGAAGAUGAUUUUAAAAACAAAACCAGAAAAUAAAUCAACUUUUGGCUAAUACCUGUAGAGCAGUGAGUUCUGGGACGUCACUUCUAGCAGUUGUGGUUGUGAGGUAGAAGUGUUGCUGUGUGUGGAGGAGGGUGAACUGAGCAUGCCCAGACCCUGCCUAAUUCUUUCAGCUUUGUAAUUUCAAAAAAUCAACAUAAUUUAAAUCGAAAAA
Pelodiscus sinensis (Chinese soft-shelled turtle) is the source of this 3022-nucleotide messenger RNA. It is a transcript of the gene CMIP, whose product is annotated as c-Maf inducing protein. The record is from RefSeq and is a predicted model, not a curated record. NCBI's taxonomy places the organism in Eukaryota, Metazoa, Chordata, Testudines, Trionychidae. Gene Ontology annotation, cellular component: cytosol; nucleoplasm.